AUGGCGGCCAUCAACAAAAACGUCGUCUUCGACUGCGUCGGGACGCUCGUGGGGUAUGAAAAGUUGUCCGAAGCAAUCGACGCGCGCAUGGGCGACAGACUCCGAGCCGAAGGCAUCAAGCCCAUCCUGUUCGGCUAUACCUGGAUCGAAGUGGCCGAGAGAGAAUACACCUACCUCUCCAUGAGCGGGAAAUACGUCACCUUUGCGGACACCUUCGCGGCACUCUUCUGGCGCAUCCUGUUCAAGGCCGGCGUGCAGGAACCUCGCAGGUUUGCCGACGAGGGCGAUCUCGCGGCUAUCAUGGAGGGCUAUAAGGCUAUGGAACUACGGCCUGGGGCCAAGGAGUGCUUUGAGAAGCUUCGGAAUGCUGGAUUCACUGUCUGGGGUAUGUAUGUGUGGAAGCUCGCUACCGUGGUACACACAGGUUCUCUCUGCAGGUGACUGACGAAGGGUUUCUGGAAAGGUUUUACCAUGGGAGACAGUGAGCGAGUCGGUGGUUAUUUCAAGAACGCAGGCGUCGAGCUCCCAGCCGAGAAUCUCCUCUCUUGCGAUUCCAGUGCAAUCGGAAAGCCAGAUCCCGCGGCCUAUAGGCCAUUGCUGGAACGUCUGAAGAGUCUGGGAGGCACCCCUUGGUUUGCGGCCGCUCACCUAUGGGACGCGUCGGUGAGUCUAUCUGCAGUUUCUGAACGUGAUGGCGGCCUAUUUUUACUGAUAAGGGCUCGUCCAUUAGGCUGCGAAGAGGACUGGCUUCAGGGGUGCUUAUUGCUCGGUCUAUGAGGGCGAGGCUCUCACCGACCUGUUUGGCGAGAUGGACGUUUUGUCCGACUCCUUGCCGGAGAUGGCUGAUAAGAUCAUAGCUGCUUCCAGAUAG
Messenger RNA from Lecanosticta acicola, 871 nucleotides. The record is from the annotation of a GenBank genome assembly. NCBI's taxonomy places the organism in Eukaryota, Fungi, Ascomycota, Dothideomycetes, Mycosphaerellales, Mycosphaerellaceae.